This is a messenger RNA of Lingula anatina, 723 nucleotides long. RefSeq lists its product as uncharacterized. The record is from RefSeq and is a predicted model, not a curated record. Lineage: Eukaryota; Metazoa; Brachiopoda; Lingulata; Lingulida; Lingulidae. Gene Ontology annotation, molecular function: CoA-ligase activity.
GUUCGAGACAUUCGAAGUGGGGCGGCCUCACUGGGAAAGAAUACAGAGAUCGCCAUACGGAAACGGCUAGGAAUAUCCAUUGGACAAGGGUAUGGCCUUACUGAGAGUAGCGCGUUGCUGGCACCCCCUAGAGUCAAUUGCUUUCCAAGAAAGUCUGGAUCCUGUGGAAUACUGGUGCCAGAUACGGAAUGCAAAGUAGUGGACCCGGAAACCAAACAGGUUCUUGGUGCCAAUCAAGAUGGCGAACUCUGGUUCCGUGGGCCCCAAGUGAUGAAAGGGUACUUCAACCUUCCUCAAGCCACUGCUGAAUGUAUUGACAAAGACGAGUGGUUUCACACAGGUGACGUUGGGAAUUAUGACGAAGAAGGAUAUUUCUAUGUGGUAGACAGGCUAAAGGAACUCAUUAAAUACAAGGGAUUUCAGGUGGCUCCUGCAGAACUUGAACACCUGAUCCACACCCACCCUGCUGUUGCUGACGUAGCUGUAAUUGGAGUCCCAGAUGAGAUAGCGGGCGAGCUGCCCAAAGCUUACGUCAUAUUAAAACAUGACGUCACGGCUACUGUUCAAGAUAUAUCCGAUUUCGUCGCAAAGCACUUGGCGCCCCACAAGCGUCUACGGGGCGGCGUGGAAUUCGUCACUGAAAUACCAAAGUCUCCAAGUGGAAAGAUUCUCCGCCGGGAGCUCAGAAAGAGAGCAGCAAAGCAAUCAAAAGCGAAACUGUAA